UUUCCUCAGUUUUCUAAAUAAUUUUGAAUUUUCUUAUAUUUUUUUAUACUUUUAUAUAAAUUGAAAGUGGAAAUUACAUCAAGCCUAUUUUAUGCAAGUCUUAUAGACGAUAUUUAUUUGAAACAUUUAAAAUGAAAUCAAUUGUGGGCUAUGUGCCCAAAAUGGAUACUGGCGAGGCUUUGCCGGCCUGGAUGAAAUUUGACUGGAAUUCAAAAGUUCAGCAUGAUAUCUAUAGAGACUGGGGCACAUAUUACUCCAAUCGGCGGCGAGAAACUUAUGCCUUGUACUACUUAACACAGGCAUUAAGCCUGGAUGAACAUGAUUGGUCCACACUUUACAGACGCAGCUUGACCCUUGGCAAGGCAGCGCAGAUCGAGGAAGCACUAGCGGAUGCUAUAAAAGCGGCUGACAUUGCUAUGCAGAAAAAAGGACCCAAUUGCCCCAUUAAUCUACAAAUAUGCGAUGCGCUAUUUGAGCUUAACCGUUUCGAGAAAUGUCAUGUUGAGCUACACAACAAUAUAAGACGUUUUAUGGGUGUUAAGACGCAAACUUUUGAAAAGCGUCGCGUAGUGGUUGAAGAGAUCAUAAAAGAUGUCAAAGAUAAGGCCCUGUCUUUAUUUUAUCUGAAAAACUUUAGGCUGGUGGAACGCGUCAGUGCCACUAUCAAAGCAAAAGAAAUGUUAGAUCAUCGUCCCUUGUGGAAGAUAUUGAAAGAGCUCGAUAAGUGCGAUAUAUUGAGCAUUCCUGAAGAAGAAGAAGAGAUUUUAUCUCCACUGGAAAUAGCACGCAGAAAGCGUGCCUUUAAUGUGAUACAUCAGACCUAUCUGAAUGACUCGUGGUAUGAUGUGCUAUUCAUGAAAAACUUGCGCAAGAAUCCCAAUUUGCUGCUAGAUCAGUGCAAGAAUUCCAGACCCUUUCUGGAAACACUGUCUAAUAAGCAAUAUGAUAUUGUUCGGCGUUUUAUGAAAAUGAUUCAUUGCCGCACUCCGCUUUACUUGAUAAGCUUCUUGAAGUACUCAAAUAAGAAAAUGUUGGAAAGGAAUAAGGAAGCGUAUCUAUACCGCAUACAAUACCAGACACAUCGCAAUAUGAUUGCUGAUCUAAGACAGAUUCGUAAGCUGCGAAAGGAAAAGGAUGUCAAGCGUCUCGCAAUAUACGUUGAGAAAAUAAUGGGUGAUUAUUAUGUGACGAAAACAAAUCGAGUCAUGUGUUGGAGAUUUGAAUUCUUCAAUGAGGUCUAUAACACCAUGGCUCUGACACUUGCCGAGCAAUAUUUUUUGCCCAAGUAUUUCAGGGCCGAAAAACAUUCAUUUAGGGAAGUGUUACAGCUGCCCUUGGAUAAAUUCAAAGAUAACCCGCCAUUUGUAUUUGGGGAUCGUUCGACGCAUCAAGAUGGUGACCUUGUGGAUCCCGUAGCGGUGAGAGAAAGGAAGCUAAUUAUACGCCUCGAAAAACGCAUUCGAUUUGCAAAAUAUUCGAUCGAAAAAUGUUACCUAUACCAUCGCAUAGCCAGCGUUCACUUGAGCCAGUUACACUACGACGAAUGUUGUUUGAAUGCGCGCAGAGCUAUCAAAGAAUGUCAAAACUGCAACAGCCUUAUCUGGAAGUUCCUGAGUGUUUUGCAAUUAAUCAUGGCGAAUGCACUGCAGCACAAAGUGGAAAAGAUUAAAGAGGCUGUCGAUGAGGCAUUGCCAAUUGCCCUGCAGCUAAAGUCGCCGGAGCUAGUUAACUUUGUGGAUGUCUGUUUCUACUAUACUGAGGAGCAGGUGGCCAAGAAGGCCAACUCCAUUCAAAGUCAGAGAGCCAGCAAGGCAUCCACUUUAUCUACGUUAUAAAUUUAAUUAAUUAAUAAAAUAAUAU
Molecule: messenger RNA, 1860 nt
Organism: Drosophila novamexicana
Lineage: Eukaryota; Metazoa; Arthropoda; Insecta; Diptera; Drosophilidae
Exons: 9
Coding region: 132-1835 (567 amino acids)
Molecular function (GO): protein binding
Source: RefSeq, a predicted model, not a curated record